Salvelinus sp. IW2-2015 is the source of this 2523-nucleotide messenger RNA. It is a transcript of the gene mlh1, whose product is annotated as mutL homolog 1, colon cancer, nonpolyposis type 2 (E. coli). NCBI's taxonomy places the organism in Eukaryota, Metazoa, Chordata, Actinopteri, Salmoniformes, Salmonidae. Gene Ontology annotation, cellular component: MutLalpha complex. Gene Ontology annotation, biological process: mismatch repair. The record is from RefSeq and is a predicted model, not a curated record. Gene Ontology annotation, molecular function: mismatched DNA binding; ATP hydrolysis activity; ATP-dependent DNA damage sensor activity.
AAUCGAAUGCAAUCAACUUUCAGCCGGUGCAAAACACGCCUACACGGGCGAGAUUAAUCGAACCCCUCACUCUCCCCCGCGCUUUUAACAACAUGUUGUGAUGGUAGUAGGAUGUUAAGCUAGCUAAUCUUAUAGGAGGGUAAGGGUGUCCCAUUUAAGCAGCUAUUUGUGUUACUUCUGAUAAUAUUCACAAUCUGAAUCAAAGCUAACAGUCUGGCAGUAUGUCCGGGGUGAUUCGGAGACUCGAUGAGACCGUUGUUAAUCGGAUUGCUGCUGGAGAGGUUAUCCAACGUCCUGCAAAUGCUAUCAAAGAAUUGCUUGAAAACUGUUUAGACGCCAAGUCCACCAACAUACAAGUGACUGUGAAGGAGGGCGGUCUGAAACUUAUCCAGAUACAGGACAAUGGCACUGGCAUCAGGAAAGAAGAUAUGGAAAUAGUAUGUGAACGGUUUACAACAAGCAAGCUCCAGACUUUUGAGGACCUCAACACCAUCUCAACCUAUGGGUUCAGAGGAGAGGCACUUGCCAGUAUAAGCCAUGUUGCCCAUGUGACCAUAACAACCAAAACGGCUGACGCCAAGUGUGCUUACAGAGCCACCUACUGUGAUGGGAAACUCAAGACCCAACCCAAACCCUGCGCUGGAAACCAGGGGACACAGAUCACCGCGGAGGAUCUGUUCUACAACGUGUCCACCAGGAGGAAAGCCCUAAAGAGCCCCAGUGAGGAGUACUCCAGGAUUGUGGAGGUGGUGAGCAGGUAUGCUAUACACAACUCUGGGAAAAGCUUUGCUGUCAAAAAGCAAGGCGAGACCAUGGCGGACGUCAGGACCCUACCCAACGCCUCCAUACUGGAUAAUAUCCGUGUGGUGUUCGGCAAUACAGUCAGCAGGGAGCUGAUUGAAGUGGGCUGUGAGGAUCAGAAGCUCGCCUAUAAACUGAAGGGCCACAUCUCCAACGCCAACUACUCAGUGAAGAAGUGCAUUCUCAUCCUCUUCAUCAAUCAUCGUCUGGUUGAAUCGAGUGCCUUAAAAAAAGCCAUUGAGACCGUUUAUGCUGCAUACCUUCCCAAGAACUCUCACCCAUUUCUAUAUCUCAGCCUGGAGAUUGCCCCUCAUAACAUCGACGUGAAUGUCCACCCUACCAAACACGAGGUGCACUUCCUCCACGAAGACUGUAUCAUCGAGAGCGUUCAAAAACACAUAGAGAGCAAACUCCUGGGCUCCAACUCCUCGCGCACGUACUUCACACAGACAUUGCUACCUGGGCUGUCUGUCUCCACCAGCGAGGGGAAGUCUUCCUCCAACUCCACAGGGGACAGUGAGCGGGUCUACGCCCAUCAGAUGGUCAGGACCGACAGUAGAGCCCAAAAGCUGGACGCCUUUCUCCAGCCGGCAUCUAAGCUGGCCCCUCCCACCGCCAACCCUAAUGGGCAGAGCAGGGGGGAACCUGUGACCAUCAAUGACAUGGAAGAGAUGGACAAUGKAGAGAUCCUGGAGGAACAGGCGCCAGGUGCCACAGAGGAUGGGGAGGGKACCAGCCUAAAUACUCCAGCUGAUCUCCCCAGGAAGCGUCCGCGUGCCGGUCAGGAUGAGGAGCAGGAGGACCGGACUGCUGCAGCCGCAACCAGGAGACGAGCCAUCAAGCUGAGCAGUGUGAAGGAGCUGAGAGAUGACAUCGCUGAGCACGCACACAAAGGUCUUCAAGAGAUGCUUCAGAAUCACUCGUUUGUGGGCUGUGUCAACCCCCAGUGGACUCUGAUCCAGCACCAUACCAAACUGUACCUUCUCAACACCACUAAACUCAGCCAGGAGCUAUUCUACCAAAUUUUGAUCUACGACUUCGGUAACUUUGGCAUCUUGAGGUUAUCUGAGCCUGCACCGCUCUAUGACCUGGCCAUGCUGGCUCUGGACUCCGAGGAGAGCGGCUGGUCGGAGGAGGACGGGCCCAAGGAGGGUCUGGCCCAAUACAUAGUUGACUUCUUGAAGAAGAAAUCUGAGAUGCUGGAGGACUACUUCUCCAUGGAGAUAGACCAGGAAGGAAAUCUCACCGGUUUGCCAUUGCUGCUUGACAAGUACACCCCUCCUAUGGAGGGUCUGCCCAUGUUCAUCCUACGUUUGGCUACCGAGGUGAACUGGGACAAUGAGAAGGACUGCUUCAGAGACUUCAGCAAGGAGUGCUGCCAGUUCUACUCUAUCAGGAAACAGUAUGUCCUGGAGCUGGAGCCGGGAGAGGAGGAGCAGGAUGCAGAGCUGAACUCGUGGCGUUGGAAGGUGGAGCAUCUCCUGUUUAAAGCCUUCCGGAGCCUCUUCAGUCCCCCUAAACACUUCAGUGAGGAUGGCAGCGUACUCCAGAUUGCUAACCUACCAGACCUCUACAAAGUAUUUGAGCGAUGCUAAGACAUGAGKAACACCGACCAUGGGCUGCAUGUCUGUUUCGGGAAACCAUUUGAUAUACAUUUCAACUCAGUUUCACAGUUCCUGACGUUUAAUCCGAGUAAAAAUCCCUGUCUUAGGUCAGUUAGGA